CCACCUCUAAAGGGACCUCCUGCCUGCCUGCAGCACCAGUGACCAGCCACGCCAGGGAGGCACAGGAGAGGAGCAGAUGCAGCCAGCUGGGGAGGAGAGGCUUUGGCCAUGCAGCAGCGGCAAACAGCAGAGGAGGUGGAGGCUGGGUUGUGGAGAGUUGCUUGGAGCAGAAGAAGGUGGCCCAUUUCCCAUGGCUGCUGCAGAGGGGCACAGAGAGGAGGAGAGGACGUAGCAGUAAGAAAUCAUGGUGCCGUUUAAAGGAAGCAUCCUCCGUUCAUGACAAAUGACUGAUUUCAACAGAUCAGCUGCGCAGCACCCUACUGCAGAGGCCUGUGGAAUACUAAUGAGCCCCAGCACCUGUCCUGGCAGACUGGAGGAAGAAUUGCCGUGAGUAGUUUGGGGUUCCCUGAGAAAGUUGCUCUGUCUCUUGCUCAAGUCCCGAAGAGUUUGAAUUACACAUCUCCAGGAUUCCCCACUGAAGAGAGACAUGCAGUAAGAGCCAGUGCUUUCCACUGAAGAGUGACACCCCUUCAUGCCACACAAUAUCGCACAGCAGGAAAGAAAGAGCCAGCAGAAGACAGGAAAUGCAGAGAAUCAGCUGCCUCCUCACGGGAUUUGUCUUAAUCCUUGGUGUGACCAGCACUGAGCGUUUUGCCCAGUCAGGCCGCAGGGUGUGCUCUGUAGAGAUGCAGAAGAGAGCCGCUUCGUAUGUGGAGUCCCACGUGCAGCCUGUCUACCAGCCCUACCUCACAACGUGCCAGGGACACUGGCUCUGCAGUUCGUACAGAACCACAUACAAGGUUGCCUAUCGCCUGGCCUACAGGAGGUUUUCCCAGCCCAUGUAUAUGUGCUGCCCCGGAUGGAGACGGGCAAAUGCCCACGCAGUCGGAUGCAGCAAAGGGAUCUCUGACCAACUCUGGGCCGGAUUGCGAACCUCUUACAUCCACUGGGAGCAGCUAUUUGCACACGUCGUCUCGUUGCUGGCCCAUGGGAUCGGGGCGUUCACAGCCUUUGCCCUCUCCAUUUGCAGGGUGCCCUGUCAAAAUGGAGGGAGCUGCUCAGCCCCAGACAGAUGCACCUGUCCCCCAGGCUGGAGGGGGAAAUCCUGCCAGACAGAUGUGGAUGAAUGCGCUGGCCCGCACCACGGCUGCAGCCAGCAUUGUGUCAACACGCGUGGGAGCUAUGGUUGUGCCUGUCGGGCUGGGCACAGGCUCUCCGCCGAUGGGAAAUCAUGCCAUGCUUCGGCACCGCCCACUGAGACAGAGGCCUCUGCCUUCCCCGCCCUCAAUCGAUCAGGCGCCUCCAGUGAAAUGAAGGAAGAAAUGCAAGCCCUCAGGAGCCGGGUGGAAGUGCUGGAGCAGAAACUCCAGUUACUCUUGGCUCCAUUCCAUAACCUCAUGCCAUCAGCAGCGGAUGAUGUCAGCACCGACCCCAUCAGCCAGCUGUUCUACGCCCUGCGGCAGCUGGAUAGAAUUGAGUCCCUGAGUGAGCAGAUCUCUUUCCUGGAGGAGCGACUGGAGACGUGUUCAUGUAAGAACGAACGCUAAUAACAAGAGAAGCAGUACUUCAUUAUGGGAGCAGAGUGAAUUUGUAACCCUGGAUUUCCUGUCUCAGCACCUCUUGACCCAGCCUGGCGAAAGAGGCCACGACGCCUUCAGGACGAUGUGGGAUGGAGGCAUAAAGAGCUUAUUUUGAUACGAAGGGCCCUAGUGUGUUUUUCUAAGAAUUGAGGUGCUUAGAGACUGAUUUUAAAUUGGAUUUAUUUUUUGCCCCUAUGGCAAAGUUGUAUGAGAUGCUCAGGGUUAUAACACUUUCUUCCAAGCGCUUGGCCAGCUGGCACAGCAUCAGCCAGUGCCACACAAGACUUGCUAAAAGCAAAACCAUUUGGUGCUUAAUUUGUUUGUGACGGAGAGUGAGGUGAAAUCCUGGGCCAACAAUUAAUUGUGUGGUACCGCAGCAUGAGAUGAUCUGUGCAAGCCGCAGCUUGUUUAGCUUAGAAGUCUACGUUGUUAAGAGCCUAUAUAGCCAGACCUUGCUAUUGCUAGUACCCAGGGGGAAAGUUUUGCCAAACCACACAUUGCUUCACUGUUAGAGCAGCAGAUAGAGAUACAGGAGGGCUGGAUUCUGCUCCUUGGCUUUUCCACCACCUCCUUUUUACACAUACCUGAAAUUCACACAGAUUCAAAAUGGACCAAGUCAAAUCUGGUCACUAAAACCUUGCCCCUGAGAGAACUAGUAUAUAUUCUCCCUUUGAAAUGCUAGAGGGUGUGGCAAGAGGAGAGGGAUAAUCCCUUUGCUUCUUAAAAAUUGGCAUCAUUUACACACUGAAGCCUGGCACACUUGCUUGCCUAUGUGUCAAGAUAACCAGCCAGUUUUGCUAGCUAAACCAGCCUUGGCUCAGACUGGAACUAGGAGUGGUAGAAUAGUUGUAUUUAAAGUAGGAACAGAUGCACAUUGCCAGGUUGCUGCGGGCAAAGCCUGCCGUGCUCAUGCCUCUUCACAUGGUUAUCUUAAGGCUGCUGGAGGAAGGGUCCUAAUGUUUCUAGAAAACUAAUGAGUCUUCUAUGGUACAAUGCUUUUCUACUUAUAAACAGCUGGAGACUUGAGGUCUAUUAGCCGAGCACUGUGUAGGGUGGUGCAGUUUUUGUAUUAAAGUUAUGGCCUGUACAGCUCUUGAGCAUGGGCUUGUCAUUGGUGGGUCAAGAUGCUGAGCCAUGAAGGAGGCCCAGUGGAAUCCAGUUAUUCUACCCUAGGUCAUGAUUUCACUCAUGGAAGCUUAAGGGCACAGUUACUGCUGAAGCAGAGUCAGGCUGAGGAGGGUAGCAGCUUCCUUUCACUUGGAGCCAAGGUGCAACUUGAUUUAAAUGCACACACCCAGGUAGGAAGCUGCAGGUAGAGAGGUCUGCAUCUCUCCCCAGCUCCUGCCUCUGGAAGGGGGAACAUCAUCAUGGUAACCAUGGGGAAGGGUUGCAGUAGCAUCUCUCUUCUUCACUGCCUGAAGGGGGCAAUGGGAUCCAGCAGGAAGUGGAGGGUACAAACAGCUGCCUCGGGAACAUGUCCAGCCCCUCCACACAUACAUAGGAGCAUGGCUCCUAGAAGGCCUGAAGUUACUGGAACCCUUUAGUGUGGUCACCAGCUCUGCUUGAGCCUAGUGGAGGGCUUGCUGCUGGGAAAUAGGGGAGCAGAAGGGAAGGGCUGGUAAGGAAGCUACUCAAGACCAGCUCAUCUGUCCUUCUGGUGCUUUUAUGGGGAGGAGAGGGUACUUACCUUUGGGUUAAGAGGAAGGGAGCCCAGGCUGUGUUCCCAGAGCCUCAGCCACACUUGGGUGAAAAGGAUUGUAUGCCAGGCAAUACUCAGGCACCCAGUGCUCUGUAGCUAUGUCCAUACAGCAUGUUACUAUAUAGCACAUACAGAGCCCCACUCGUCUGCAGAUACUGGAUUUAUAUCCACAGAUCUCUGCAGUUGUGGAUGGCAGAGUGGAUGCAAAUCCAAAAUUUGGAUCUGUAGGGCUCCACACAUUACCCUGUCUAAACAAGUCCUCCCUGCAAAGCUUGGACAAAAGCACUCCUUAUGCAGGAGUCAUUCAGUCCAGCUCAUUAGCAGCAGGAAGCUCACUUGGCCAACCUCACCCAAGCUGUUCAGUGCUUGGUUGCGAGAACACUAAAGAUUUUCUACAAAAUUGGUAAUGAGGGCAGGAUCUCUGUAGUGAUCCCUACGGCCAUGCAAUCUUUGACAUGUAUUGUGCCCAAACUAACAGCGAUGCAUUUGAGAGUGGAAGUGGCAGAACCUCCUACAGAUUUGGUCCAGACACAGCUCUCUUCACCCACUACCUCACCACACUCACAGGGGGCAAAAGUGUGGGUAGCAACAGAUUCUCAGAUACCAAAGGGGAAACUGACAAUAUUGGGUACACUCCUCCACCUCCAGGAAAAGCUCCUCCAGGCAAUAAGUUCAACCCAACCUGGGUUCGAAUAAACCCCACACAAGACUUUCUAUUUAAAUAACUGCUUUAUAAGAAUGUACAUUGAUCAAACAUACAUUUAAACAACUAAAAGAAUGGAACACGCUCAAGCUCUUUUCCCACCUCCGUCAUAAACAGACAGACUUAGAUUUAUACAUCUGAUACAGAGUCAUCAUUGGCCAAAGAAAAAUAUCCACCCGUUACGACCUUACCAUCCCAACUGCUCACUCCAGACCGGAGCCGCUGGGCAGGAGGGUAUGAAAUCUCCACAAGAACUUGGAUGUUUGCUUCAACUACAUAGCCAUGUCGUCUGCCGUUCUUAUGGAAGGGGAAAAGUGCUGCUUUGAUUUCAGUACAGAACCAGUAAAAGAAGAAAACCCUCCUGCUUUUCAGUUCUGAAAUCUGGAUUGUACCAGAUUGAUGCUCCAAUAUUCAUUUGUAAACACAGCUCUAGCUACAGCUUUGAGCCCUGUGGAGCUACCUACCCCCAGCAUCCUCUAUUUGGUUUCUCCCAGUUCUGCAUUAGUGCUUUUUAAGCAUUAGAUUUGGUGUCCUUUAUAGGAAGAAAAAACAGGAAUUCAGUGAUUGAGACAGCAUCAUCUCUACUGCCACCCACUGAGCAGGAGGCUUGGGGACGAUACAUUGCACAAGAUUACUUUACAAGAGGAGAUGCACUGCCUUUGUGGGAAUGUUGCCUCAAGCUGACAAGGCCUCUCAUCAAAUCCCUGGGAGUUUUCAUGGCUAAGGCCUGCUCCCCCAGAGAGCAUCAUCUCUGCUGUUACUCCCUUUGAGAGGGGCUCUACAUUUCUACUGCUGGGUGAGGAGAGUCUGAAACUCAGUUUCCGGGAAUCCCUCCAGCUACUGUUUCCCAGCUGGUAAAUUCAGACCAAAGGAAACACUGGUUCAGGGCCAUCAUACCCCUCUCCCAUCCAGCAUAUUUUACAUCUCCAACACCAUGGCUUUUGCAACUGACACGAACAGUCCUAGUAAGGCGAAUGUUCCAAGACAUGUUUGUAUGGCAGGCACUGUCUUUUGGUCAAUGCUUCAGACAUGCAAUGUGUCGAACAGCAGAGGAUAGCCCUUAGGAAGAAAGAGCAGCAACAAAGAAUCUAGGUACAAAACCUAGAUUAAAAACAAUUUAAAAAAAAAACCAAAAAAAAAAAAAACA
This is a messenger RNA of Caretta caretta (loggerhead turtle), 5129 nucleotides long. NCBI's taxonomy places the organism in Eukaryota, Metazoa, Chordata, Testudines, Cheloniidae. The record is from RefSeq and is a predicted model, not a curated record.